Messenger RNA from Fusarium verticillioides 7600, 3481 nucleotides. RefSeq lists its product as hypothetical. Gene Ontology annotation, cellular component: cytoplasm. NCBI's taxonomy places the organism in Eukaryota, Fungi, Ascomycota, Sordariomycetes, Hypocreales, Nectriaceae. The record is from RefSeq and is a predicted model, not a curated record. The coding region runs from base 464 to 2938 and encodes 824 amino acids. The transcript is spliced from 4 exons.
GCGCCAGCAACCGAAUGAUACUCUGACAGGAAUCUGCUUCAGCUGCGCCAACAGGUUCCAAAUUCAGGAACAAGAUUAAUUACCGCAUUCCAAGAUCACUUCUUUGCAAAGCCACCUCAAAAGAGGCGUUACGAAACAUCUGCCGCCAAAUUCAGGGUCUAAAGAUCUCUGGAGCUGAGCCACAGCCAUUCAACGCGGCCUCGUGAACUAGGGUCCUGGUAGUUCAAGUGUAUCACCCUUCGACUUCACCCGUUCAUUCACCUGAGCUCCGCCUACAUCCAGACAACAACGACAAGUCCCUCGUGGACCUGAAACGCCACCCGAUACAAACGAUACCGAAGACAGCCUUCAUGCAUUUCCACAAACUAUUCGAUUGUUGAUACCCGAACCCUUCAAGAGUACAAGUUCAUUUCUUGAGGUUGCGUGAACCUAAUUACCAGUGGAUCGGGGCCCUUUCAUCACGAUGGGUACACCCCGAGACUACUAUGCAGACUUAGAGCUGCCGCCGACGGCAGACGCUGCGGAAAUUCGAAAACAAUAUCGGAAACUUGCUCUCAAAUAUCAUCCAGAUCGUAAUCCUGGACGAGAGGCAGAAGUGAACACACAGUUCCAGAUCAUUCAAACGGCGCACGAAAUUCUUUCCGACCCUGAACAGAAGGCCAAGCACGAUGCUUUGCGAGGGCGUGGUAGAUUUCCAGGUGCUUCGGGUGUUAAGGGCAACCCGUGGUCAAAUGUCAGCGCCCAGUAUCCGCCCCCUCCUCGACGCAACAAUGCAAAUCCUCGAGCUCCGCCAUCGGGCGCACAAAGAUGGCAACGCUUUUCUACGGGAGUUCCUCCAACUGCAAAGCAGUAUACAGCAUCAGAUGCCGAAUCGAAGAAGAAUGCUGCCCGAGCAUUUGAAAACAUGCGAAAGGGUGCAUCUGCCAAAGCGAACGACCAACCACGACCUCCCCCUCCCCCUCCGCCACCACGGACUGAAUCUGCCAGACAACGUCAAGAAGCCUCAUUUGGUGCACGAAAGACAGGCUUCCAUCCUCGGACAGCAGGGGGCGAUGAGCCACCCGUAUCAAGUAGCAACUACAGCUCGAGACCUGCUUCGGAACGAUAUGCACAGCGAUUUGGCUCUGACAUUCCACAACAAGAACCACCUCCUAUUCCCCAACGGCCGCCUCCAACUGCGAUGCCUGAUCCGUUAAGCCAAUUUAGAGACCAAGACAGCACAGUCGACCCCCGACAAAGCACUCCUUAUGCGUCGUCAAACGGAGGCGAAAAGACUAACCCAUUCGAUGGCAUCUCAAUAACCCGGGCUAAGAGUACUCGGGAAGCCACUCGCCAAGGCCAAUCUGCCUCUAAAAAGGAACCUUUCAUUUUCGCCAGCCGACAACGCAGCGCCAGUACACCGAAGGGUGGAAAGGCUCAGGACGUUCCUUUGAAUGAUGAGGCUCCUGAACAACCUUCGAUACCUCGGGACCCGGCAGACCGCCCUAAGGCGCCGUUGAAGAAAACUCGCAGUGGCUUCAAGAGUGUUCCGCUGGGACCUAGCCAGCAGGCCACCGAGUUUCCCGCAAAUGAUAAGCCAAUUGAUUCACCUGGUGGCCCAACAAUCUUUAGUUUCCCUGUCAAUGAUGACACUUUCUCACGGACAUCACCUGACCACCAUCGGUUCUCCCGACGAAGUACUGACAAUAUUAACACUAGUUUCGCUGACGAAGAAGAUGCUGCUGCAUGGGAGUUCAAUGCUGGUGGAGCUGAACAGGGCAGCCCAAGUAGGCCCCGAAAGCCAGGCCGCCAAUCCCCUGGCAUGCGUCCCCCAAUGAGCGGCAAGAGUACACCAAGUUUCAUGUCUGAUGCUGAGAAAUCCGACUCUGCUAAGCCCGAGUCGGCCUUUAACCCUGCAGGUUGGGACUUUGGUCCUCAAACAUUUGUUCCUCAGCCCUCAAAGUCUGUAUCUCCCACGCGGUCUACACGAGCAACCUCACGAAAGCCGAAGGCGGCCAAGACAACAAGCUAUGUCAAUCUUGUGGACGACAGCAGCAGCGAAGAUGAGGUAUUGGAAUGGCGUGGCCGAAAGGUGCAAGAAGGACCACCUGCUGCUGAGAGUCCCCAGGCUAUGGACAUAGAUACUCCUCCUGCGCCGUCUUCCAUGCCGCCACCUCGACCCCCCAAGGUACCUUCGCCCCAGCCAGUUCAGACUACGCCUUCACCACAGCCUGCCCAGCCUGUGAACCAACCUCAGCAACCCGUUGGAACAAACCAGGCUCCGGGAGCGGUACCUGCUCCGCAUGCUGCCCGAAACAUCCACGUCGAACCCACCAGACCCGAGUGGCGACCUGGCAAUGUUGACACUGUCAAUGGUAACGAGCACAGACCUGAGAGUCCCGUAAAGGCAUUCAAUCCGAACAACAUGGGAUCUGAAGAUAGCGAAGAGUUCCAAGCAAGCUUGGCAGACCUCAGAAAUGUAGCACCAUUCACUCAACAGAGUUCCGGCUUGAAGUCUUUCUCUGACCUGAAGGACAAUUUACCCUUUGAAAGCAAAGCAGCGCCUCAGAUUCCAAUGAAGCUACCCAAGGUCCACCCAUUGAUCUUUCCGACAGCACCUACUGCUCCCCAAAUCCCAGCUGCGGCUACUGUCAACGGCGUUAAGCCGAGCGCGCUCACUUGGGAGACAUAUGUCAAAGACUUUGAGCAAUACUUGAAGCAAUGGGACACGUUCAACGCCCAAGUCGUCGACCAUUUUGCCACCCGAAAGUCGCACAUCACUCGUACCCGGGAAGAAAAGGGGUAUUCAUUCUUGGAGAACCGGGGUGAUGCUGACAUUCAGGAGUAUUACAACUGGCUCGAACAGGAUAUGGAUGUUCGUCGACGCUGGGCAGCUGCAUGUGAGGAGCAUGAGCACCGAUUCCGAGAAUUCAUGGCGUUUCGAAUUAAGAUGAAGUAAUUGAUUGGUUUUGCUUUGCGGAGUUGACAGUUUAUGGAUUGGGUCGAAUUUCGUCUGAAUGUCUUUUUUCAAUCGUCAACAUGGGAUACCAAGAAGACUAACUACUUAGCUGUCGAUCACUGGAGAGGAUAUCACAUAUAGCAACGCGAUACAGAGUGAUUUUUCGGGGUUUCUACAGGAGUCCACAAGAUGACGAGGAUAGCAGGUUCUGGAUCUGGGAGGCAACAGGCGCGAUGUAAGCAUAUGGUGCGUGGAGCUGGCAGUUAUGUUACAUUGCAUUGCAUUGCGAUGUGUUACGUUUGAUAGUGGUUUUUGUCGUUGAUUACUAGGCAGUGGCAACUGGGCGAUUUGCAUCAAGGGCGUUCUCGCUACAGACGAGACCGGAGCUUCACGGGCAUCAGCGAUUUGGUCUUUGGAGAUGGGAAUCCUAGGACGUGUAUAUGCUGGCACGAGUUAACCAUAGAAAUAGACGAGAUGAUACCUCUCAAGGCUUUGGCAGUGUCUGGCACUGGCAGAUUCACCGCGGCAGUGCACUUGCCCCUG